AUGAGUCUUUAUAGAAGUUUAUAGCAACGGCCCCGGAUAUUCUCGAGCCAUGGCUUCGAAGCCAUACAUUGGCUGUAAAGUAUCACUCCUCUCAAAAGCCCAAAAUCGUUAUGAAGGGAUUUUGUAUACUAUUGAUGCAGCGAACAGCACAGUAGUUCUGGCAGGAGUCAAGUGUUUUGGAACUGAGGGACGGACAACAGAUAGGCCAAUGUCACCCAAAGAUGAUGUCUAUGAGUACAUUACUUUCCGGGGAAGCGAUAUUAAGGAUAUUACACUGGGUGAACCUCCAAGGUAUCACCAUGGCCUGCCUCAGGAUCCUGCAAUAAUACAGGUGUACAAAAACUGCUUGACCUCCAGUUCAGGCGCUUCAAGCAUCCAAUCUACCGUUGGAUCACUCAGCCCCUUAAGGAUGCCUGCCUACAACCAGGUUGCUGCUAGCUCUCUGCUUAAUCAGCAGUAUGUUGCAGCUCUCGGCCUUGGCUUACUUGCUCAAAGAGGUCCCAUGGUGGAAAAGGCUGUUCAAACCGUCAGUGUAAAGACAUUUAGGCAGAGGAGAGGUGCGAGUGGAUCCCACCAGCAGGAGCAACAAGAAGAACAAGGGCAGCAGCAGCAGCGGAAUAGGAGGCAGCCCAAGGGGACGAGAGGAACAAAUAUUCAAACCACAAGGGUCACUGAAGCCACCAUGCAAUCAGACCCAAGUGGAUCCACUUCUCAGGACAGUCAGCAGCAAAAUGCUGAAACCAGGCCACCUGCUAGAAAAAGACAAGGACCUCGACGGCGCAGGAACCGCAGAAGAGGCCAGCUGAUGGUGGCUAAUGCUCCAUCUCCCACCCUUAAAUUUGACACGGACUUUGAUUUUGAUUCCUCAAACGCGCAAUUCAUUAAGGAGGCGCUUGAGGAGAAGUUCCAGGAGAGGCUGACUCUGAAAGAUGGGAAUUCUGAGGGAAGGGAAACGGAGGGGUUGCAGCUGACUUCAGGGGAGGAUCGUUUUGGUCCAAAGUGCUACUAUGACAAAGCAAAGUCUUUCUUUGACAACAUCUCAUCUGAUAAUGGGCUCAGACUGACGUGGGCAGAGGAGCGAAAGCGCAAUCUGGAGACCUUUGGUGUCCCUGGGCGUUUCCUGAGGGGCCAAGGAUUCAGAGGUGGAUAUACCAGAAGAGGACGAGGUGCUGCUCGAGUCUAACUCAAAGAAAUGCAACUGGGCGGCUGUACAGAUCAGUUUCAUACAAAGGCAGUAGAGUAAAGCCACCUUGAAUGAUUUCGUACCCUAUUUCUGUUUCUUACAGUGAGUGGAAGGUACUGGAUCCCCUGUG
Molecule: messenger RNA, 1313 nt
Organism: Neolamprologus brichardi
Lineage: Eukaryota; Metazoa; Chordata; Actinopteri; Cichliformes; Cichlidae
Source: RefSeq, a predicted model, not a curated record